Molecule: messenger RNA, 1014 nt
Organism: Orbicella faveolata
Lineage: Eukaryota; Metazoa; Cnidaria; Anthozoa; Scleractinia; Merulinidae
Source: RefSeq, a predicted model, not a curated record
AUGGCUACUGCCAGAACUAAAAGCUGCUUGAACUUGGUUCCACGAUACUUGGAUAAGAGAGCACAAGUGUGGGCAUUCAAAAAGGAUCGCUUUCUGUGUUCUGUGAAUACUAAUGGAGUUGAAAGGCAGAACAAAUCCUUUAAGCAUGAAUACCUGGAAGGAAACAGAAGUGCGAACCUUAGUACCAUGCUGACAAUUCUGAUUGAACAAUUCCUACCUGACAAGUAUACUAAUUACAGGUAUGUUGAGCAAAACACAAGGUUGUCCAACAGCUACAAAAGGUAUGAUCUGGAGAUGCCACCUUACCUACACAACAGACCACGACACACAGUACAACACUGUUUGGAAAAGAUAGAUUUAGCAAAAUCCAUCCCCCCUAACCAUGUGAUCUCUAAAGAUGAAGGUCAGUUUGAAGUUUACAGCCAAACAGCUAUACUAGAUGUGUGGUACAAAGUUUCCUUUGGUAGACAUGAUGCAACACCAUCAUGUACGUGUAAAGAGUGGCAAUGCACCUGUCUUCCAUGCAAACACAUGGUUGCAAUAUUCAGACAUAAACCUGACUGGGGUUUUGACAAUCUAAGUGAAGCCUAUAGGACUUCACCCUUUUUCAUACUUGAUGAAGAUCUCAUCUUUCCCAUCAACAAUGCACUGCCAGUAACAGAUGUUCCCGAAGAGGAGAGAAUGACUGCUAGUUCUGAAGAAAUUGAUAAUCUACUCAAUGCCCAUAAAGAAAACCUUCCCCUUCCCAAAGAGGAGAGCAUGACAGCUAAUUCUGAAGAAACUGGUAACCUACUGAAUGUUGAUAAAGAAAAUCUUCCCAUUCCCAGCCGUUUUAAGAAGACAGUAGCAGCUUAGUGCAGGGAACCCAUGAACCAAGCAAAGUCUCUAACUUACAUAGUCGAUGAUACUGAUAUACUUGUGCAGGUUAGAAAGAGCCUGGAACAUUGUGUCAAGAUAAUGGAAAAAUCAGCACUAAAGGCAUCCAAUGGUAUGAUUCUAGAACAAGAAGGCUCA